Fusarium graminearum PH-1 is the source of this 1734-nucleotide messenger RNA. RefSeq lists its product as uncharacterized. The record is from RefSeq and is a predicted model, not a curated record. The coding region runs from base 1 to 1734 and encodes 577 amino acids. Gene Ontology annotation, molecular function: oxidoreductase activity, acting on the CH-CH group of donors. Lineage: Eukaryota; Fungi; Ascomycota; Sordariomycetes; Hypocreales; Nectriaceae. The transcript is spliced from 4 exons.
AUGGAGGCUUCAGGCGCAGACAAGGGCUUCUUUCAGAAACCGCCCGUUCUGAAGAAUCAGUUCUACGACGAUGUGGCGUUCCAGAGAUGCUUUAAGCGCUCGGGCCGUGAUGUAUUCGGUCAGUGGAAGGGUGACCUAGUCACUGGUGAAGGAUGGCGUGGUCUCCAGAACUUUGGUCUAUCUCGAGGUUUCGUCGCAGCCGGAUACGAUACUGAAUACGGUCCAUUCGCACGAGCAUACCAGUUCUUGCGUAUACAGCUUUGGACGCCGUCGUGUGCCAACGUCGGCUGUCCUUCUGCUAUGCAAGACGGCGCCGCUCGACUUUUGCAGACGCACCUCAUGAGCCCUGAACUCUCAAAACGCCUAACGGACACACAGAGAAGAGUGUUUGAGAAUGCGUUCCAACACCUCACCUCAAGAGAUGCUUCAUAUGCCUGGACUAGUGGGCAGUGGAUGACUGAAAGAACAGGAGGCAGUGAUGUAUCGCUGACAGAAACCACAGCAAUACAUCAGCCUAUAUCCGACCUCGGAUUGGCAUCCAAGAUCGAAGAUAUCCCCCUAGGACCCUGGAGUAUCAGCGGCUUCAAGUGGUUCUCUUCAGCAACCGACUCAAGAAUGACUGUCCUUCUCGCCCGUACAUCCAAAGGUGGGCUCUCAACUUUCAUCGCGCCCAUGUAUAAGCAUGAUCCUCAUGCUCUUACGGCCACGGGUCAAUCAAAAGAAAACGGAGAGAACCUAAAUGGUGUACGCAUCCAACGACUCAAGAACAAGUCAGGCACACAGUCCCUUCCUACGGCCGAACUUGUUCUAGAGGACAUGCGGGCUUGGCUUGUAGGCCAGGAAGGUCAUGGCAUUCAAGAGAUUGCAAAUGUCCUGACAUUGACUCGAGUUCAUUCUUCAGUUUCAGCCGUUGGUUAUCUAGGAAGAGGGUUAGCCAUCGCAAGGGCUUAUGCUCGAGUACGAGAAGUGGGUGCGGGAAGGGGUGCUCGGAUGAAGCUCACAGAAAGCUCCUUACAUAUGAGAACUCUGUCCAAGAUUUCGUGCGAAUAUCGAGGGCUCAUGCUUCUUUCCAUGUUCACAUCUCAUGUUCUUGGAGUCUCCGAGCAUGGCGUUUCCUCGACCUCAAGUCUCUCGCCAGCACUUGAGACACUUACACCCUCGAAACAGCAUGCUGCACCUCUGGUCCGAGUCGUCACACAGCUCACAAAAGCUUAUAUCUGUAAAGCAUCUGUUCAACUGCUCUUCUCGUGCAUGGAAUCGCUCGGUGGUGUCGGGUACCUCGCCAAUGAAGAACAAGAAUACCUCAACAUCGCCCGUUUGCAUCGCGACUGUGCCGUGCUGCCCAUAUGGGAGGGCACGACAGAUGUGCUAAGCACCGAUUUUCUACGUGCAUUGAAACAUACCAAGGGUGGCCGAGAAGCUCUUGACGCUCUUGAAGACUUUGUGAGGAGAGGUAUUACUUCCCAAGGAAAGAUACCUCAACCUCAAGGCUGGGACCCACUGGAAGCUUGGAAGGAAUUGAGACAGCGCAUCGAAAAUAUACUGGUAUCUAUCUUGCUUUUCAUCGACGCGGGCAGUGACGGUGAUCAAGUCUCAUCCGACAUAUUUUUACGCUUCCUCGAGACAAAGAACGUUGUCACGAAGCGAGAGAAGGUGUCGGCAAAGGAGCAGCUUAUGAGGGAUAUUGGGGUUGUGUAUGGAAGCACCGCAAGUGACAUGUCACCUAAGCUUUGA